GCAAACACGCGGUAAGCUCAAACUUCAGAAUUUCGGUCUGCAACGCAACUUGGAAAGAUUAAAAUGUCUUUAUCAACUCAACAAAGUGACGAAGACGGACAACAUGUGUUAUCUUUGAGAGUAGACAAUGCCAGAAAUGUAGCCAUGGUACUGAAGGCUAUUCACUUUAAAGAUCGAGAGCUCGCUACGUUUUGUGCGAGUGAGAACGGACUUAAAGUGACGGUGGAGGAUGCCAAGUGUGUCCAGGCCAAUGCUUUCAUCCAGUCUAACAUAUUCCAGGAGUACUACAUGCAGGAGGAUACUGCUACUUUCAAAAUCAACCUCUCGGUGCUACUGGAGUGUCUGACUAUUUUUGGUAGUAACCCCAUGGGAGGCGCCACACCCGCUCUGAAGAUGUCAUACGGGGGCUAUGGAUCUCCUCUACUCCUCAUGCUUGAAGAGAGUGGUGUUGUGACGGACUGCAGUAUCAAGACAUUGGAACCGGAUGAAAUGUUGGACUUCAACUUCUGCAGUGCUAACGUCGUCAAUAAAAUCAUUAUGAAGAGUGAUUGCUUGAAAGAUGCAUUCCAAGAGCUUGACAUGACGAGUGAAGUGAUUGAGAUUCUGCUGUCUCCGGACAAACCAUACUUCAGACUCUCUACGUUCGGUCAUGCGGGCAGUGCUUAUUCUGAUUUCCCCAAGGACUCAGAUAUGGUGGAGUCAUUUCAAUGCACACAGACUCAGAGCACGAGGUAUAAGCUGUGUCUGUUGAAACCCUCCAUCAAGGCCUUGAUGCAGUCUAGCAAAGUGUCCAUACGAACAGACAACAGAGGUUUCCUGUCUCUACAGUACAUGAUCAGGAAUGAGGAUGGACAGAUCUCCUUUGUGGAAUAUUAUUGUGCCCCUGAUGAGGAAUAUGACGAAGACGGAUGACGACAAAGAACAAAGAAGAAGCCAUUAAUUUAUUUUGAGUUGUAUAAUAUCUAAGAGGCUUUAUUAUAUUAAUAAGAAUUUGUGCCAUAUGAUCGCUUUUAAUGUACAGAAUAAAUAUACAUUUGCUAACAACCUCUCUUUUGUACAAGUUUUACAUAAAGACAACUCCAGAUAUACUUUAUGUUGUUCUAGCCACAAACAGUACUAUAUUAAAACAUCCAGAAUACUUUCCAAUCAACUUCUAUAAUAAUAUUUUUUCUACAAGUUUCAUUACAUGUGACUGAAUUUCACAAAUGAAUAAGAUAUGCAACUUUUUUCACUCAUCCAGGCAUUGAUUUAUAAUAUAACUAAAGAAAGUAAAGGUUCAUUCUAACACAGUCAUGUAUUUCACUAUAAAAAUUGAAUCAAAAAUUAUUUAAAAAGUGCAUUGAACUGCUGUUAGGAAUGUAUGCUUUCAGACUGAAAUGGGAGUUGACAGAUAGCUUUUCAAGUAAAGUACUACUGUAACCCAGAAAAUUGCAUGCAUAUAAGAAUUUUGGAAAAUUUCACAUAAAUGAAUCAUAACAAAAAAAAAUGAGAGUCGAGAACAUGAGAUAUUAAUGUAUUAUGUGUGCAGAAAUGUAAUCUAUGCCUUUGAUGCCACUUAUGUGCCUUGUAUUUUCUCCUACAUAGUCCAUUGAGUACGGAAUAGUUUCAUAUUGAAUAUCUUUUGUUUUUGCCUAUAAGGCAAAUAAUUUUUUCUCUUUCGAUUAUUGUUCAACCAAUAACAUGUAUCUCAAUUCCCUCCAUUACCUUUUACAUUUUCUUGUACAAUGUAUGUAUGACUAAAUGUACCAAAGUAAAAAGUCAAACUUUUGUUCAAAUGUAUAGUAUAGUAUGGUUCAUUUGUAAAUAAAGAAUGACAUGAAAUAUACAAAAA
This is a messenger RNA of Strongylocentrotus purpuratus (purple sea urchin), 1831 nucleotides long. RefSeq names its product cell cycle checkpoint protein RAD1 (gene rad1). Gene Ontology annotation, cellular component: checkpoint clamp complex; nucleus. Lineage: Eukaryota; Metazoa; Echinodermata; Echinoidea; Camarodonta; Strongylocentrotidae. The transcript is spliced from 8 exons. Bases 64 to 912 code for a protein of 282 amino acids. Gene Ontology annotation, biological process: DNA damage checkpoint signaling; DNA repair. Gene Ontology annotation, molecular function: 3'-5' exonuclease activity. The record is from RefSeq and is a predicted model, not a curated record.